Molecule: messenger RNA, 1773 nt
Organism: Styela clava
Lineage: Eukaryota; Metazoa; Chordata; Ascidiacea; Stolidobranchia; Styelidae
Source: RefSeq, a predicted model, not a curated record
AUGGCCGAUCAUGGGAGGGUUGAUCCAGCGGUCACCAGGAGGGUUGCUCCGUGGCUCAACGCUCCUGCAUUGGAUAUAUUUUUCAUCACAUUUUUUCUUUAUCAGACGAUGCCGCAAACAUACAAAAGAAAAUCAACCCGUGGAAGUGAUCCGGCAUUAGUCAAAAGGGCGGCAGAAGCGGUAAAAGAGGGAUGCAGUAUUAGAUCGGCAGCGAGAACAUAUGAUGUGGACCGGAUGACGCUUAAGCGAUACAUGGAUAAACAAAAACAUGACCCGCUUGGUACAAGCGGAUACAAGAAUUGCAAGCUAUUCAGUCCUGAAAUGGAAGCUGAACUAGCUAGUCACAUCAAAACACUUGCAGCAAACUACCAUGGCCUAUCCAAAGAUAAAUGCCGAUGUUUGGCGUAUGAGUUUGCAGAAAGAAACGGUGUUGAUGUGCCAGAAAAUUGGAAAAUCAACAAAAAAGCUGGUCAAGGGUUUUGGCUUGGAUUGAAAGCACGCAAUAACCUUGCUAUUCGAAGUCCAGAAGCUACUUCAUUAGCCAGAGCAACGGCGUUUAAUCGCCAUACAGUGGGACAGUUCUACAAAAACCUUGCCAAAGUAAUGGACCAACACAAAUUCGAGGCACAAGACGUAUAUAACAUCGACGAAACAGGGUGCCAUACGGUGCAAAAGCCUGAGAGCAUUGUUACGGAAAAAGGGGUUGGGCAGAUUGGUUCUGUCACAUCAGGUGAAAGAGGUGAGCUGGUAACCGUAGUCAAUGCGAUCAACGCUGCUGGUGGAUUUAUUCCGCCCUACAUGAUAUUUCCCCGUGUCAAUUAUCGUAAUUAUUUCAUACGAGGUGCGCCACUGGGAUCUGACGGUGCGGCCGCCAGAUCAGGUUGGAUUAACGAGGAAACGUUUGUCAACUAUCUCGAUCACUUCAUUAAGCAUACACGCUGUAUACCCGACAGAAAGGUAUUGCUCAUCUUAGACAAUCACGAGGCCCACGUUUCACUGACAGCUGUUGACAAGGCAAAGGCAAACGGAGUUGUGGUGUUGACCAUCCCUCCACACACGUCCCACAAACUCCAGCCUUUAGACAAGACUGUUUAUGGACCAUACAAAAGAGCCUACGCGCGCGCGAUGGAUAAUUGGAUGAGGUCCAAUCCGGGUAAGACUGUGUCUAUAUACGAUAUAGCUCAUUUGGUGAACGAAGCUCACAUCUGCGCAUUUGUACCGCGUAAUAUCCUAGCUGGCUUCCACAGCACUGGUAUUAUGCCUUUCAACAGCGACGUAUUCUCAGAUGAAGACUAUGCGCCAUCUUCAGUUACAGAUCGUGAAAAUCACGUUUGCUCGGCAGUAGACAAUGUUGAAAGCGUGUCAGGUUUACAGAGAAAUCCCUAUACUCCCACACACCAAAAAGAUAACACAAUUCAAUCAGAAACUGGCGUUGAGAGCAAUACUGGUUUGACUAGAGCAGUGCAGACUACCAACGCGGAGACUCCUUAUGUGUCUCCAAGUGAUAUACUACCUUUACCGAAAGCAGGGCCAAGGAAGGUGAAAACUUCUAAUAGGAAAAAAGGUAGCACGAAAAUUUUGACAGACACGCCAGUUAGAGAUGAAAUAGCAGCGAAAUCAGUGGCUAGGAUAGAAAAAAAUAGAGCAAAGAACUUCGGUCGGGCUAAAAAAAUGCUCUUUGCAAACAAGAAAACAGUUAGAGUGAGGGUAGCACCAUCCGGAUGUAGCACUUCUUCGAGUGAAAGUGAAUCUAACAUUCUAACGAGAAUGUAA